CAGCGGCUGGGGGACCUCCUGGCCGACUACCUGCUACCGCAGGACUUUCCUCACUCGGUGGCCCCGCAGUACAGCGACUACAUGCGGGCCAGGAGCGUGCAGUACUUCUUCGGAGGCGCCAUGAGCGUGUUCACCACCCGCAGCCUGCUGGCCUCGCUGGGUGUGGCCAACAAGCACAGCAGCGAGGCGGCGGCCGCCAUCAACUGGGUAGUCAAGGACGGCGCGGGGCGGCUGGGCCGCUUCCUGUUUGCGCGCUGGGGGCGCGAGCUGGACUGCGAGCUGAAGCAGUUCAGGCUGAUGGGGGAUGUGCUCAUGGAGACGGGGGCCGCGCUGGAGCUCAGCACGGUUCUGAUGCCGCGCAUGUUCCUGCCGCUGGCCUGCACUGCCAACCUGGCCAAGAACCUGGCAGCGGUGACCGCCUCCUCCACCCGCGCCCCCAUCUACCGCACCUUUGCCAAGCAGAACAACCUGGCGGAUGUGACGGCCAAGGGCGAGAGCGUGGCCAACCUGGCUGAUGUGGUGGGCACCGCCUUUGGCAUCGCCCUGGCCAAGGCCAACCUGCCGGUGCUGCCCACCUUUGCCGCGCUGUCGGUGGGAUACCUCAUCGCCUCCAGGCGUGAGGUGGACUCUGUGGUGCUGCCAUACCUGAACCGCGCGCGCCUCUCCUACACCACCCGCGCCUUCUACAGCACAGGCAGGGUGCCCGAGACUCUGGAGGGGAAUUACCGGGAGCCGCUAAUGCCGUGGAGCGACCCACACAACGGGCGGGUGGUGCUGGGGGCGACGGUGGAGGAGGCGUGCGCGGGGCCGCAGCAGCUGCACGACGCGCUGGCGGCGUUCUCGGGUAGGCAGUACGCUCUGACGUACCGCCCCGACACCCGCAAGUGCUAUGCGCUGCUUAAGCAGGGCGCCAGCCCGCGGUCGGUGCAGCAGGCCGCCAUGGAUGCCCACGCCCUGCUGUGGAUGCUGGACCAG
Molecule: messenger RNA, 975 nt
Organism: Chlorella variabilis
Lineage: Eukaryota; Viridiplantae; Chlorophyta; Trebouxiophyceae; Chlorellales; Chlorellaceae
Exons: 8
Source: RefSeq, a predicted model, not a curated record